This is a messenger RNA of Oncorhynchus nerka (sockeye salmon), 1459 nucleotides long. RefSeq names its product thrombospondin type-1 domain-containing protein 4-like. NCBI's taxonomy places the organism in Eukaryota, Metazoa, Chordata, Actinopteri, Salmoniformes, Salmonidae. Gene Ontology annotation, biological process: extracellular matrix organization; proteolysis. Gene Ontology annotation, cellular component: extracellular matrix. The coding region runs from base 248 to 1459 and encodes 403 amino acids. The record is from RefSeq and is a predicted model, not a curated record. The transcript is spliced from 9 exons. Gene Ontology annotation, molecular function: metalloendopeptidase activity.
AUAAAGUCAUGUUGACCAGUGACCAGCACGUCUACAGAACGUUUGGAUAUUUGGAGCGGGUUUAAAAUUGAUUCGGUGGUAGUAACUUAUUUACACCUGGAUGGAACUCUGGCGAUGCGCUUGGAUUUUAGGAUAACUGGCGCCACAAUUUACAAUUGAGAAGCAGCAAUACUGCACUGGAGAAAGCAACAAGGUAGCAAACACAAACACAGUCAUCCAAGGUACUGUAGCCCUCAAUCUAGGAGAUAUGAGGGAACUUUGUAUCUGGAUUCUGAGAGUUUCCAUGCUUCUGCUGCUGCUCAGGCCAAAUCCCCUGGAUUGCCAACUCACUACAGACCACAGGAAGGUUCCUCAAAGGGCAGAGCCCCAGCAGCAGGAGGCUGGAGGAGUGCAGGGUGGGGGCCCAGGCUCCUGGGGCUCCUGGGGUCCUUGGUCCUCCUGCUCCCGCUCCUGUGGGGGAGGGGUUCAGGAACAGAACCGACCCUGCCUACCCUCCUACAACCCUUCCAUGGCUUCAGCUGCCUACCCCUCCAGGCCAGGUGGCCACCACCCCAACCAGAACCCAGGCCAUGUAAUGUCUGCCCUAAGACCCACUGUCCCACUGCACCGCACCAAUCCUGGGAGACCCCCACCGUCCAACAGCAACACCAGCUUGGCCAGCCGAGGAGAGCUGAGGGACCAGCAGAGAGACAGAGAGGCUCAUGCUGGACACAGGACGGGCAGUGACAGUCCCAUCAUUCCAGGGAAGUAUGGCUAUGGGAGGAUGCCUUAUGUUGUGUCUCUCCAGACAGACAAAGGCCAGACGUCUGGAAUAGAGACAGGGGCUGGCCGCUCCCACAGACAGAGACGCUCCCCGUUCUCUGACCCCAGCCCAUCAGCCACCAGGCACGGAGGCCACAGGCCAAACCCCUACCGUCCGCCCUACAACAACCCCCAUCUCCACAGCUACAGCCAAGUCUAUCACCAGCCCCCAGCCCCCCAACCCAGGUCUAACCCUAACCCAGCCUCCCCUCCCAGGGCUAACCCUAACCCAGCCUCCCAGCCCAGCCAGGGGCACCAACCUAGGCAGGAGCAGCAGCACUCAUCCAGCCAGGCCUCAGCGGAUCAUCAACCCUUUGGACUGCCCUACAACCCCCUGCCCACCUCCUGUGUGGGAGAGCACAACCAGUACAAGAUUUGCAACACCGAUGCCUGUCCUCCAGCCAGCAGACACAUCAGAGCGGUGCAGUGUUCUUCCUACAACAGCUAUCCCUUCAUGGGUCGACUGUACGAGUGGGAGCCUUUCAAUGAAGUUUCAGGGGACCAGCGUUGUGAGCUCAACUGUCGUGCGAUCGGUUUCCGCUUCUAUGUGCGUCAGUCGGAUAGGGUCAUCGAUGGGACGCCGUGCGGCCAGAACGAGACUUCCAUCUGUGUGGCAGGGAGGUGUCAGAAAGCAGACCUGUCCUGCACUGUGUGCUGA